Messenger RNA from Stomoxys calcitrans (stable fly), 614 nucleotides. RefSeq names its product lectin subunit alpha-like. Bases 41 to 592 code for a protein of 183 amino acids. Gene Ontology annotation, molecular function: signaling receptor activity. The record is from RefSeq and is a predicted model, not a curated record. The transcript has 3 exons. NCBI's taxonomy places the organism in Eukaryota, Metazoa, Arthropoda, Insecta, Diptera, Muscidae.
UUUAGCAUCAUUUUGAAAUAAACAACUCAACAGUUUGAUAAUGAGUAAGACAUUGCUGAUAAUACGAAUUUUAAUACUACAUCAAAUAACAUGGUGGCAGCUUGUUGAUGGAGUACCAGUGGAAAAAUGGUUUGAACUCCAACCCAAUCAUAGGGUCUUUAUAGAAAGAGAUUACAGGUACAAUUGGUUCCAAGCCCGCAAUGAAUGUCUACUGAAAAAUAUGUCCCUUAUAACGGUAGAUACCUCGGAGAAAAGUGCUGCUUUAACCUCUCUGCUGAAAAGGAUUUUUGAUAAACCCCAUAAUUUAUGGCUGGGUGGCGAUGAUUUGGGCCAAGAAAAUGUUUUUGUUUGGUCCUCGUCUGGUAAACGUUUUGAGUUCACCAAUUGGAGUCAUGGAAAUCCCAGCCAUAAUCGUGGUCAAGAGCAUUGCGUUAAUCUUUGGGAUGCCACCGAUUUUGAAUGGAAUGAUGCACCCUGUAAUGAACUGAAGGGAUUUAUUUGUGAAGACAAUGUUUUUAUGUUGGCAGCUCGCAAAGAAGUGGAGAGAAUGAAGAAAGUUUUAUUGGAGAUUCAUGAUGAAUGUAGUGAAUAAAGAGAAAAUUAUAUGCAUUAGA